This is a messenger RNA of Pieris macdunnoughi, 966 nucleotides long. NCBI's taxonomy places the organism in Eukaryota, Metazoa, Arthropoda, Insecta, Lepidoptera, Pieridae. The record is from the annotation of a GenBank genome assembly.
AUGGAGGUUCAAGAAGCUGUUGCAUCUACUUUAGCAGCACUAUUUGCAGAACGAACAACUGCUCCAAAAACAAGGGCACAAAUACAACGUGAGUACAGACAGCGUAUCACAGCAUCUAGAACUCCUGCUCAGGCGGCUGCUGCGAGAAAAUCGAAAAACGAAAGACAACGCAACAACAGAUUACGCCAAGCUUCUAACUUGGUUAUUGCCAGUGGUUCUCUAGAAGCGACAACUACAUCCUCAUCUCGUUCAGGGCAAAGACAACCGAUUUUUUUGGUCAACGAUUUUGGCUACGCUUGCUCGGUCUGUGACAGACUUUGGUUUAGAAACGACCUUAAACCCAUCACUGCAGCACAGCUGAAGGUAAUUUCGGAUUGGUUUAUCAAAGAAAAUCGACAACUGAGCAGCGAAGAAUAUGAACUGGUUUGCAACACUUGCAAAAAGUCACUAAACAAACAAUCGAUGCCACCGCUAGCAAAAGUUAAUGGAUUCUCAUAUCCUGACCCGCCACCAGGCCUACCACUGUUAGAUCCCAUCAGUGAACGAUUGAAUUCGCGUCGUCUACCAUUUAUGCAAGUGCGUCGUCUUCGCCAUGAUUUUUCUUAUGGAAUCAUAGGACAAGUGAUAAACGUACCAGUCGACGUUCAAGAAAUGGUAAAAUGUUUGCCGCGACAAUUGGAUGAGGACGACGUUAUUAAUGUAAACAUUAAAAGAAACCUUGCCCAAAAAUCUGUUGACAUUAGCGGAUACAUGUCCAAAAGUACAGUUACUUCGUGGUUAACUGUUCUGCAGAACUCUCCAUUAUAUCGUUUGUACGAAAUCAAAGUGGACUUGUCGAGACUGAAUCAUGCUUUGCCAGACUUCGAUAACGUAGAGGAUGACCCGUCAAACCGUAUAGAAAAUAUCUCCGCAGAACAGAAUCCUGAAUCUGAAAUUCUCGCUUCAAGACAACAUACCGUGAUGUGA